Messenger RNA from Aspergillus nomiae NRRL 13137, 1077 nucleotides. Its product is annotated as homoserine acetyltransferase family protein. The coding region runs from base 1 to 1077 and encodes 358 amino acids. Gene Ontology annotation, biological process: biosynthetic process. The record is from RefSeq and is a predicted model, not a curated record. The transcript has 6 exons. Lineage: Eukaryota; Fungi; Ascomycota; Eurotiomycetes; Eurotiales; Aspergillaceae. Gene Ontology annotation, molecular function: acyltransferase activity, transferring groups other than amino-acyl groups.
AUGACCCACCAAGACUUUGAAACCUUCAAGCUUGGAGAUUGGGAGCUACAGAGUGGAGAAAAACUCAUCGAUGCGUCUAUCGCAUACAAGACAUUUGGUGACCCAAAGUCGCCAGCUAUCGUUUACCCCACAUGGUUUUCCGGAUCGAUCUCGGAUAACGUCUGGUUGAUCGGAGAAGACAAAACACUCAAUCCCAAGACGUACUUCAUCGUUAUCCCGGCGCUCUUUGGGAAUGGCCAAUCAACCUCCCCGUCCAACUAUUCCGCUUCCGAUGUAUUUCCGACAUGUUCCUUCUACGACAACGUGCGCGCCCAAUAUACACUGGUCACACAGCAAUUGGGCAUAACGCAUCUGCACGCUGUGGUCGGGUGGUCGAUGGGCGCAGCCCAAAGCUAUCAGUGGGCGACGCAGUACCCGGACUUCAUGGACUUGGUGGUGCCAUUCUGCGGAUCAGCAAGGACCUCCUUGCAUAACCAGGUGUUCUUGGAGGGGGUGAAAGGUGCGCUGUUAGCAGCAAAGCACACGCCCUCUGCUGUCCUGAGAGAUACCCGCUCUCUCGAGGCUGGACAGGCGUCAAGAAUAUGGAAUGCCCAGGAGAGGCAAAUCGGCUUGAAAGCUUUGGGCAGGGUUUAUGCUGGUUGGGGCUUUAGCCAAGCUUUCUACAGAGAAAAGCUGUAUGAGACUAUACUUGGCUACAAGAGCCUGGAGGACUUUAUGCAAGGUUUCUGGGAGAAGUGGGCUCUAUCUAAAGACCCUGAAAAUCUGCUGGUUCUUCUGCAAACAUGGCAGCAAGGGAACGUGAGCAAUCAAGAGCCAUACAAUGGCGACUUUGAGAAGGCCAUGGCCUCAAUCAAAGCGAAGACGUUGGUGUUGCCGGGAAAAACCGACCUUUACUUUCCCCCGGAAGAUUCUGAGUAUGAGGUUGCAUGCAUGAAACCGGGAAUCGGUACACUUCGGGUUUUCCCCUCCAUUUGGGGUCACUGGGCGGGGGGCCCUGGUGACAGUAAGGAUGAUGUUGAGUGGCUUGACAAGCAACUGGCCCAGUUUCUGGGGAAGCAUUCGGGAGCGUCAUUGUAA